Molecule: messenger RNA, 4874 nt
Organism: Klebsormidium nitens
Lineage: Eukaryota; Viridiplantae; Streptophyta; Klebsormidiophyceae; Klebsormidiales; Klebsormidiaceae
Source: the annotation of a GenBank genome assembly
GAACACCACCUUCCGAUCAUAUCAAGACAGCGCUAGCUAGCUUUAUCAUUUAUGGUGUCGACUGUUGUGAUGUGGCCAUGAAUGGCCACCGCCGUCCGUCAGCAGCGUAAGGACGUCCUUAGCACUCCAGCGGCUCAGCGGGCAGCGUUUCUGUGGAGAGCCGCGAAUGCGCUGCUGCCAACUGCGCUGCCUGUGGCAAACAAUCUGAGCGUUCAGCUCCGUCAACUUUGUGAAGCUCAGUCGGCCCCGCUCCCCAAGGGCGCCGACCAGCUCUCCUGUGCCCGUUGCGAAACUGCCCUGCUCCCGGGGGUAAACUGCAGAGUCCUCAGUGGCCGUCAAAAAAAGCAUCCCGGCAGCCGGGCUGUCCUGUACCAGUGCUCGGUCUGCACGCACUCCGGCGCUUUCCCGGGCGCGAGCAGAGCCGCGGAAAGGAGCGCAAAAGCGGAGGAGGCGGCCCGAGAGCAGAUCGAGCGCUUGGCGUCCGAAAGCGGUCCGAAAGCGGGCGUGGUUCCGGAGGGCGGGGCAAAGAGGAAACGGGCCAGGGGGAAAGUGCAAAGUCUGAGGGCGUUGGCUCAGAAAGCAGCGAAGCGGCCAGAGGAGCGGGCGGGGUUGGUUUUGGCGUCUGGGUCCGAGCCUAAACCUUCGGUUAAGCUUGUAUCGGUGACUGCGGCUGAGGCUGAAGCUUCGGGUAAUCUGGUGUUAGCACAGAGCUUGAACCCUCUGCAGGAAUCACUCUUGGGCGAAGUCUCCACUGUGGUGACAUCAGCGGUGACAUCAGGGACGGUGGACGCUAUCAUGACAGCUGGAGCGGGGCUUAGCAAGAACGACGACCGCAGCUCAGAGGGGGGGAAGAUGCUGAGUGGAACGGAACCCCUCCCGGCGCUUGAGUCUGCCGAAGCACCCCUCUUGAAAGUAGCCCCCGAAGGUGAACCCAAGACGGCCGAUGUUUCAUUUGAAGAUCGACAACCUGCGCUGUAUUCCUCUCUGGGUGAAGCGGCCGCAGCGCAGAAUUGCACCGAGACGCCCCCGCUCGAAGUCCCCCUGCCCGAGAAACCCACCCCCCUAGUUCCUGCAGAAACCGCAAAGCCUGACACAAAGCCUGGGGUGUUUUUUCCUGCCGAAAAGGCCACACCGCAGCGGACAAAGCGUCCUGCCUCUCGGAGUGGGGGGCGGUCGGUUCUGGGGGCCUCCAUGGCUGCGAAAGCUGGUCAGGGGGGGAAGGCAGCCCCCAGUUCUGCGAACCAGGGGGGCGAUGACGAAGAGUCGCCGUACUCGAAAGUGGCCUCGCAAAGGGAGGUUGCAGAGGAGACUGCGCAACAGGGGGGAGGGAUUGGCGAGCAACUUCAGAGUGGGGAAGAGGCAACUGCAGAACAAAAUGCAGCUGGAUUGCAAGAGACAUCUGCCGGUAUCCAGAGCAACAGGGGGGCCGAAAAGGGGGUGAAUGAAGGGGCUUCGCAGGCAGCGGCAAAGGAGGAGAGAGGUGGCAGGGAAGAUGUCCCAACUAGCGAGGCUCUGCUCAAGCCCCCUGUCGCCCACCCUUCUGAAACCCCUGCUGAUGAGCCCACAACCCAAAACGUUCCCCCUCCCAGCGAACCAGAGAGCAGCAUCGACACUUCACUGCGCCGGUCCGCGCGCAAGCGGGGGGCGCCGAACGGCUCCGGAGCAGCCCCCCAGAAGGACGACACGGCGACCUCGUCCAAGGGGGCGGAGACGCCCAGUAGACGGUCACUUCGAAACGGGGGGGCUGCUUUGGCAGAGGCGACGACCCCCCUGAGGAGGUCCACACGGAGAGCGGGGUCUGUGGAGCCGGAUGCGAAGAAAGCUGUGGCAACGCCGGGCAGGCGGUCAGGUCGGACUGGGGGGGUCGGCGAGGCUGGUGCGGAGCCCCCUGUUCCAAAACCAACUCGGCGGGUGGGCAGCAGAGGUGUCUCUACUGAGCCCGAGGAUGCCCCCCAGACGAGUGCAGCAGGGCGGGAAGAACUAGCGGCGGCUGAAAGAGGGACUGAUGACAAGGAACAGGAAGGGGACGGAAAAGUGGAAUCUGCCCUUGGAACGAUAGCGGAGCUUCUGGAAGCGCCUUUGUCGACCUUUGACGCUUCCGAGGGGGUGGCGAGCGCCCUGGAAGUUUCCACCCAGGAGACGUUUGUGACUGCGACGCAGGAGAGCGUCCCCGGGGGAGAGUCUCAGUCGCAGACAAACACCCCGUUGGAGGAAACGGAGACACAGCCUGUGCUGACGCAGGAAACAGAUCCUGAAAUGGAGGAGCUGACCCCCCCAGAACGAGAAGUGGGUCCGAGCGAGCAGGAAACAAGUCAUACGGAGCCGGAAAGUGUGCCGAUUUUGGCAGAGGAAGACAUUCGGGGGGGGCCAUUGGAAGGUGGGGUGUUUCCGAAUACGGCGCUUGCUGAAGAAAGGACCGGAAGGGGAGCGGCGGAAGGAGGACUCGAGAAGGAGGAAGGAACGAAGGAAGACGAAGAGAUGGCGGAUGCAGAUGUGCACGAACGAGAAGGAAAGGACGAAGGGGGAGAAAAGAGGGAAAUGGAAGCCGUCGAUUUGGGGGGGGCUUUGAGGACUGCGGAACAGGUCGCAGAGGAGAUAACGGUGGGGGAGAUCGAAAUGGGGGGCGGCGAACAAACGGCAGCAGAGAAGAGGGACAGCCUGCUGGAGCAUGACGUGGAAGUGCCAGCUACGAAGCGCCGGAGGGGAUCCCCCGAGGCGGACGAUUCAACCGCCCCCACAGAAGCGGGCGUUUCUGUGGCCGAGCAAGAGCCGGGUCUCACCCAAACGAUUGAGAAUAUGUUCACCGCUGUGGGGGGUUCUCCGGGCAUCGAAACGGGGGGAUUCUUUGCCACUGAUUUUGGACCCCCUGCCGCAGCUGACGAGGUUCCAGUGGGGCAGAACGGGCGUGAGACAGCGGACGGGGCGGGGGCCAUCUCUAGGCUGGCCUCCGCAGAGUCGGCUGACGUCAUGAUGGCCUCUGCUGACGUCGAAACGCCCUCUGCUGACGUCGGAACGGCCGCUGCUGCCGUCAGACCGGCCUCCGCCCGUCUCCCGCCGCAGGCGAUCGUCAUCGAGGACGCCCUCGCGCUCGCUGACGGGCUGCUGACGUCACCGACGCUCGGCCUCGGGAUCGAGGGCCACUUUCCGCCGACGCCGACGCCGGAGGGGCCGUGGAAAACUGCCGCAGCUGCAGGUGAUGUCAUCGACACCCACGAACGCGUCGACGCUGACGUCAGCUUCGAGCCGGGCACUCAGCCUCUCGAGCAGGAGCACGAGGGCGGCGACACGGACCUGGAAGACGCUGACUUCGAGCAGCGCUCUGGCGGGGGGGACCGCCAGCUGGCGAGCGGAGCGGAUGCGACCGCCCCAGAAAGUGCUCUGUGGACGGAUAAUCCAGACGCUCGCGAGGAUCUUAAUGGGCUGUCGCUGCAAUCGCGGGCCGCAAUAGAGAACGCAGCUCGUGUUCAAGCGGCUCAAAGGUACGUGGCAAGUCGGGAAGAAGACUUGCAGAACCUGACAGUGGAUGUAGCCCGAGUAGAGGCGAGAAACAGGAGGUUAGAGGCGGAAAAGGAGAAUCUAACGGCGGAAACGGCGGAGCUGAGGGCGGCCAGAGCGGAAACGGAAGCGGAAAGAGAGGCGGAAAAGGAACGGUCUGAGGCGGAGAGACUGGAGCUUGCAGAAAGGAACGCAGAACUAGAGGCGGGGAAUAGGGAAGUGGAGGCGGGAAAGAGGCAACUAGAGCGGGAGAAGAACGAGGCGGAGGAAGAGUCUGCCGGCCUCCGGGCGGAACUGGAGGAGCUGAGAGCGGAAGCGGAAGCGGCAAAGCAGGCGCUGCAACGGGAGGUCGACCAACAGAGAGAGCUAAAGGUGAAGGCGUACGAAUCGGCGUGGAAGGCGGCAGUCGCAAAAUUCGAGCAAGAGGCCCUGGAGAGGUACGAGUCCCUGCGGGACAGGCUGGAAGGCAGGAUUGCGGAGGCCCACACGUCGGCUAACAAGGCCCACGCCACAAUCGCGACGCUGCAGCGCACAAUCUCCACUCAGCAGCGCAUGAUCACGACUUUGCGGGAGACGAUCCAGACGGAUUCCGCUGGAGGAAACGGAAGGAAGAGGGGGGCGGAAGCAGAAGAGGAGGGUGCGAAGAAGAAGAAAGCAAGAGGGGGGGAGGAAGAGGGCGCGGUAACGGUUGGCGACGACGUGGCAACGGAAGUGACGACGGUUUUCGAUGGCAUUCCGGAGCCUGCGGUGUUCCGAAGGGGCGAGAGAGCCGCGAAUCUGCGGCAGGGGGUUCCGAAGGCUGCGAAAGUCGCCCCCGGCGCCGUGGAUGUACGAGCGGGGGUGCCGGCGCCGAAGAAGCGGGGGAGAAAGGGAACGGCGUCGGAGCGGAAGAUCGACAUCGACCUGAUGACGUCGGAUGAGGACGAGCCGGCUCUAGACUCUGAAGAUGGAGCAAGGGGAAGCGGCAGAAGCGGAAAGGCUGAGAGUAAGAAGGACAAUGGUGCAGUAAAUGGGCAGUUAAGUGUCGAGAAUGUUCCGUAUAGGAUGCCGCGAUAUCCGGUUAGUGGGGGUCUCCGUUCGAAUCCCAACAUAGGGUUCUUCAAGUACGGGCGGGUCUGGCGGACCUACUGGAAAAGGGGCCCGCCCCGGUCAAUGGCUUAUUAAGGAUAAAUGGGAACAUUGCGCGUACUUGUCUGCUUGUCAAUAGAGUCACUUUGACUGGAUGAAGGUCUGGCAGGGUCGACGAAGUCGAUUUUCAAACCGAGCUAGCAACCGUACCCAACAACACCUUUUCAGUCUGUGAAAAGAAAUACAUAUACUCUAUUGCCAUACUCAUUUUUGGCAUUGACCUUCUUAUGAACUGCGUGGGUGGUUCGCAC